AUGUCUUUAAACGAGGGAGAGAUAGUGCUAAAGGAAAAAUAUGGAACAUCUGCUAAGGAGAGGUAUUAUGUUAAAGCCACAGAUCAAUUGGGAAUUGUAGUAGUAGUGGAUGAGAAGUUCCGCGACGUCGCUGGGUUAUUCACUAAAAUAUUUCUUCCACAAGGAUAUCCUGCCAGUGUCAGCAAAGAUUACAUUUUUUACCAAAUUUGGGACACUGCUCAAGCAUUUUGCAGUACUAUUACAGGUAUACUGGCCACUCAAGAAGUUUUCCGUGGGGUAGGAGUGGGAGAUACAAAUGCUUCACCAUUAGCAGCCACUGUUACUUGGGUGUUCAAAGAUGGCUGUGGGCAUAUUGGGAAAAUAUUAUUUGCUUAUACUCAUGGGACACAUUUAGAUGCCUAUAGCAAAAAAUGGCGAUUGUAUGCUGAUACAUUAAAUGAUGCUGCCAUGUGUAUUGAAAUAGCACUACCAUUGUUUAAGAAUUAUAUUACAUUUGCUCUCUGUGUCAGCACUUGUAUGAAGGCUAUUGUGGGAGUUGCGGGGGGUGCUACCAGAGUGGCAAUGACCCAACAUCAUGCUCUCCGUGGUAAUCUAGCUGAUGUAUCAGCUAAAGACUCAGCUCAAGAGACUGCUGUUAAUCUUAUAGCUUCUUUUGUUGCACUGUUUAUUAUAUCUAUGAUUGGAAACAAAAUUUUGUUGACAGAUUUAAAAAUAUGCGGUUUUCAUAUCAAGAUCGGCGACUCGAUAUCGAAGAUUUUGAAUCCAAGAACGAAUGCAGUGUACUUAAACAAGCUUAAGGAUAUUUAUAACGAUAAGAAAUACAUAAUUCAUACUGAUACCGGAAACAGAGUGAUGUACGUUUUUCCAAAGGAAGACGCGUCGGUAGACGACAUGCUAUGCGCUUACUUUCAAUCUGUUUUGCUUGCGAUUAUUACUUGUGCUAUUAACGACCAUCAAUUGGCUAUAUUCAGCUCCAAUAAUAAUACGAAGCCAUUCGCGCAAGUCUGUGUGACACUACAAUCAGCUGAGUGGAGUCGGGCCACCGGUUCAGGGGGAGACUUUCAAUAUGAACCGUCUUACGAGCUGCAUCGUUACGUUAUGAAUAUAGCUAGCGACGAAUGGGCAGCUAUUAGAGAAGGUCUAUUGCAGACAGGUUGGGAUCUAAGCAAGCAUUUAUUGAUAGUAGAUGAAUGGCGAUUGUGUAGUGAAGAUGUCAUUCCUCUAACUAUACUACCUGAAGAAGUGAAGUACAAUCGCCCUAUAGCUAUACCAGACACUCGCAAAGAAUCUUUCACAAUAGAACCGGACUCAUCGAAUAGUACACUUAGUAACAGACCCGAAGCAACAAAAUCGAAAACCGAUUUAAACUAUCGUCCAAAAAAAGACUGA
Danaus chrysippus (African queen) is the source of this 1389-nucleotide messenger RNA. NCBI's taxonomy places the organism in Eukaryota, Metazoa, Arthropoda, Insecta, Lepidoptera, Nymphalidae. The record is from the annotation of a GenBank genome assembly.